AUGGUAAAAUAUUUGUCAUUGUUGUUGCUUAUAUUCUGUUCCCUAUUUAGCCUCUUCCCUCCAUUUCCGGGUGAGGAGAGCUCCCUGAUAUGGGACAACAAGAAGUUUGAAGAGUUACCGAUAGCACACAUAAAAGCCACGUAUAACAACACACAUGUCCAGGUCACAGAUUGUCUGGGCCAGUACAUGGUCCGAACCUCGUGUGGAUCAGAGGGCUUUAAGAAUGUGAAGAAAUCCACUCCUGUUGCAGCACAGACUGCUGGGAUUUCAGCUGCUGUGAAGGCGAGGGCAAAGGGGGUCACCUACGUCCGUGUGCUGGUGAAGGGACUCGGUCCGGGGCGCUUGUCUGCCAUUAAAGGGUUAACCAUGGGAGGACUGGAGGUUGUUUCCAUCACCGACAACACCCCAGUGCCACACAAUGGCUGUCGCCCUCGCAAAGCACGAAGGAUGUGAGGAGGAAGAAACCCCAUGAACCCCAUGAAGUCCUGUUUGUCUUUCUCUCUGCAUUAUCAUCGAACUUCCAGUCUGAAUAUAGAGGUUGAAUGCUCAAUUAUUCAGCUCAACUCUGUUGGGGAGUAAUGCUUUAUUCCUUUAUGUAGCUGCAAAGCUAUGUAUAUGUAUUUACCUUUUUGAUAAUUAUUAAAGUGUGAAGGUGUCACUCAUCAUGUCUGUUUUCAUUCUUAUUAGUGCAUGUACAGCUUUCUGCUACGCAUGGCUGCAUAAUUUAAAAUGCAACCCUGUAAUUCAAAAUCUAAAUUAAACCUAGAAAUAAACAGACAGUGAUCAUUCAGGAUAACAUGGAUCAUCAGGUUUUCAACUUGUGGAGUUCAUUCAGCUUCAGUGAUGCUAUCAUUGAAGUACAAG
Messenger RNA from Sinocyclocheilus grahami, 864 nucleotides. RefSeq names its product 28S ribosomal protein S11, mitochondrial-like. Gene Ontology annotation, cellular component: ribosome. Lineage: Eukaryota; Metazoa; Chordata; Actinopteri; Cypriniformes; Cyprinidae. The coding region runs from base 1 to 453 and encodes 150 amino acids. Gene Ontology annotation, biological process: translation. The record is from RefSeq and is a predicted model, not a curated record. Gene Ontology annotation, molecular function: structural constituent of ribosome. The transcript is spliced from 4 exons.